GCGGAUCUCGCUCGAUGUUUAAAGGCGCGUAAACGUGCUGGGCUCAGACUGAGGCGCUCAGAGAGGAGGCUGGAGGAACCUAAAUGAUGUUGAAGUCUCCAGACUGAUGGAGAGCACAUGUGAGGCUGAAUGAAGUGGAGAUCAUGAACAGGAGAGCAGAUCGGUGACCGAAAGCAGGAGAAUGAGACGGGUCAGCUGAGCCGCUGUUUUCCAGUUUAGAUGGAAGGUGUUUGCCAGACUGACUGGGGAAAUGUUUGCCGCCACAGAAUGUGUUUUCCUAAGCCUUAGAAAUCGAGACUCCAGUUGAUCUUCCGUGGGUGUCCAGUGGGAUAAACCAAAGACAAAAGUAAUGUCUUCUGAAAUAUCCUGUCCUACCUUUGGAGGCUCGGGCGCGUAAAAAACUGAACCACAGCCGAGCGCGCAGCCAUGCGCACCCUUUCCGGCUGUGCCUAGUCUGACCUUCGUGCGUUAUGCUGAAUGGACCCACUUUCCGCCGCUACGACCCGAUGCGACUGGUCGAUCCAAGGCACCUCCCGCAACUGAUGUCCCUGGAGGACCAUGAGCCCACCAUGGCGGGAGGGACCCUGGAGCCGCGCAAUUCCACGGCAGCGGCGGGCGAGGAGGGUGCCCCGGGUCAGCAGCAGCACUCCUUCCCGUGGGUGGCCACCGUGCUGGCCGGCGUCCUCAUCACGACCAUCGUGGUGGAUGUUAUCGGGAACCUGCUGGUGAUCGUGUCGGUGUUCAGGAACAGAAAACUCAGGAAAGCAGGAAAUGCCUUUGUGGUUAGCCUGGCCUUUGCUGACUUGGUGGUGGCCAUCUAUCCGUACCCACUGGUCCUGACAGCCAUCUUCCAUAAUGGCUGGAUUGCAGGUUACAUCCACUGUCAGAUCAGCGGCUUCCUCAUGGGCCUCAGUGUCAUCGGCUCCAUCUUCAACAUAACCGGCAUCGCAAUCAAUCGAUACUGCUACAUCUGCCACAACCUCAAGUACGACAAAGUUUUCUCCAGCAGCAACACUAUGUGCUACGUUAUGCUUGUCUGGACGCUCACAAUCCUAGCCAUCGUGCCCAAUUGGUUUGUGGAGUCGCUGCAGUACGACCCGCGGGUGUACUCCUGCACCUUCGCGCAGUCGGUUAGCUCGCUGUACACCAUCACAGUGGUGGUGGUGCACUUCAUUCUGCCCAUGAGCAUCGUCACCUAUUGCUACCUGCGCAUCUGGAUUCUGGUGAUCCAGGUCAGACGCAGGGUAAAGCCAGACUCGCGGCCCAAAAUCAAACCGCACGACCUUCGCAACUUUCUCACCAUGUUCGUGGUGUUCGUGCUAUUCGCUGUGUGCUGGGCGCCGCUGAACCUGAUUGGCCUGGUGGUGGCGCUGGACUCCAGGCUGAGUCGAGCCAUCCCAGAGUGGCUGUUCACAGCCAGCUACUUCAUGGCGUACUUCAACAGCUGCCUCAACGCCGUCAUCUACGGCGUCCUGAACCACAACUUCAGGAAGGAGUACAAGAGGAUCGUCCUGAUUAUCUUCAAGUUUCACUGUUGAGAUAAAAUGCCCAGAGCUAGAAGUGUUUUUUUUAACACCCAAGAAACGAUUAUUAAAAAGCCAUGAGCAAAAGAAAUAAAAGACUACAAGAAAAGGGGACUAAUACAAACAACACUGUGAAAGGAAGAAGCAGGAACAUGCAGUAUAAGAGAAAAACAGCUCUAGGUGAAGAGGAGGACAAAGAAGAGGUAAAAUAAAUGAUGCCAUACUGAGAGUUAUCAGUGCUGCCUUCAGGGAAACAGAGAUUUUAAAAUGUAGCGAGUCAAACAGACCAGAGAUUGAAAGUAACUCUUAGUAAUUUGUCUCCUCAUGACUGCCUGUGGUAAGGGGGUCAUUACUCGUUGAAUUUUGAAAGUUAAUGGCUGCUCAAAUUUUAACCAGCAUCACAAUUCAUUUAAAUGUUGGACCAUCCAAAUAUUAUGUCCAUCCUCCUCCGUGUGAUUAAUUUUAACACAGAACAUGCUGCUGAACUUCUCAGAAACUGUGAGCUUGUGUGAAUGAUUUUCUGAAUGGUAAAAAAAAAAAUAUCUGCAAAAUAGGUGCUUCUGGGAGGAAAAAAAAAAAAGCAUAAAAUAUUCAAGAUUAAAUUUUCUCAUAAUAAUUUAUGUAGAUUUCCAAAUAAAUUAUUUUGGGUGCAGAAAGAGAGAAAGAGAAGAACAAGACUUGAAAUGACUGACUUGAAAUGAUUUACUAACUUUCUUUUGCAGAAAAAACAUUCAAAAAAGAAUUGCACUUUUUAAACAGUUUUAUAUUUUUUUAAAGCAGAACAACAGAGCUGUGUCUCAUUAAUUUAACUCAAGAUAUGGAUUGUUUCAGAUAUUUAUUUCCACUACUUUACAGUGAAGUAAACACACAGGUGCCUGUUUUAAUAUUGGCUUUUAAACACAGAAAUAUAGUCUUCAUGUGAUCAUGCUAAAGAAAAUCAACUUCAACGUAAAAAACAAACUCUGCCUGUUGUUUAGGUGCAUGUUGGGAGUUCUGGGUUUCACCAAAGGCCUUUUCUCAGUGGAAAAUGUCCAAAAGAACCUCAAAUUGAGGUGGUUUAGGUGACAUACAGUCAUUCUGUAUGAAACACCCAAACCAUUCCAGCUGGCUUAUUUAAGUGCAGAGCAGCAAAUCUCAAACAACACAUGAAAUGACCAGAUCUUAACCAACUAAUUAUUGGGCAGAUAGGUCGUUUGUAAGUGACGUGUUACACUGCAACACAUAAAAAGCUAAUGAACAAAUGACUUUUGGACUAUGCACCAAAAAGCUAAGCAAUUUAGCAGAGUUAUCUUACAUAACUCAGCUCACUUCAGUAGCUGAACUUUAUGCAAAUGUCCAAUUUUCCAAUCCAGGAUUACUGGAUAAAGUAUGGACUGCAUUGGUUGCAACGCUUGUCCCUUUUCUCAGAGGUAGUUUAGGUGCUAUUCCACAGAAAUUUGUACAAUUUUGACUGUGAUUUUAGUAUUUUUAUAUUUGGGGACAUAGCAAGAAAAAUAAGCUGACCAAUUAAUUUGCCUUUUGAUUGACUUGAAAUGUUGCAAAUAUAAUCUUACUAGUUUUCUUAAAUAUAAGCCAAAUCUUAGAAUAGAGUCUGACCUGAAGUGUUGGCUUUAUAAUUUAGCUGAAUAAAUUUGAGGUUCUGAUUGAUUUAACUUGCACAUAUGCAAUGCUAAAGAGGGUUACAGCUUUAUCUGGAUAUUUUUUGUCAUCUGUGUAUUACUUUACCCCAACUGUGUGAAAGUUAGCAGUGACAAAAAAUAUGUUUGAUAAGUUAAUGAACAUGCAAUUGUUGACUGUAUCACUGUAAGAUCUUUUAACAGUCUAAUUGUUUCUGCUAACCUUUUGGAUGGUUUAAUUCAGUCCUUGUUCAUCCCUCCAGAGUUUGAGAGUAGAGAAGACCAUCAAACUUGACAUCCUGUAAACCUGGCCUGGAACUGCAGCUUUGUUCUUGUGCCGAAACUCUUACUUCCUGAACAUUUUUGAUGAAGGGAUGUCCCUCUUUCUGCUUUUUGCCUUCCAUCUCCGUUAUUGGAGGAUUCUGAGAUUGUUUUGCUGAGGUACCUGGACAGCUUACAGCCAGUCACCCUCAUAACUCAGCUAGGACCAAUGCGCUCAAAGCAACACAUCAGUCAGGGUUCAGUAACCCUGUAAACACUCCUUUGUGUGUGUUCCCCAAUGCCUCCAUCCAAAAGGGUGUUGUGCCAGAUAGCAUAGAAAUAUGAAAUUAUUGGUAAAGGUUCCCCUUACUCCUGUUGGCAAAUGCCAGUUUGCAGUACAUUUUCAGAAAACCGAAUACAUUCUCACAGUGUUUAAUGACAAAGAGGACAUCAGAAAUCCCUGCAUUAUAGCUGGUUUAAGAAGAUAAAACUGCUAAUUUUAAUAUACAUACUAUAAUAACAUAUUAGCCAUCUAUGCCUUUGUAAAGUCUGUUUACAAGAGCAAACUUUACAACACCUGUUAUGCUGUUUUCUCAGCAUAACAGGUACCCAGCUGUGUCAGUCCGGUUGAUGAGCUGACUGCGAGUCUGUCGGUGAAAUUUCCAAAGAGAUAUAAGAUAAUGAAAAGCACAGCAAUUUACCAACCUUAAUGUAAUUAAACCUAUAACAGCCUGUUGCAAAAUUAAAAAGCUUACCUCUGUUUAAUGGUCUUAGAGCAGACGGGCAGGUUACUGCUGAUGAAGAUGAUUAAUGCACCAGGUACUUUCAGCCACUAUGAUUUUAACAUUGCAACAUGGACAUUGUUUGACUGGAAUAAGCUUAGCUACUGUCUCUUGUGAAAGUGCUGAGUGUUAUUGGCAUUUGCUAACAUGUAUUGAUAUCCCACAGAUAUCAAAAUAUUUAGCUUCAGUUUUAAAUUGUCAAAAUCAAGGAUGUAGACUAGGAGUUGAUCUCUUAUAGCUCUGAAGAUGUAGCCAUGUUUUUACAAUCUCACUGCAGUAGGAAAUGUCAACUACAUAAAAGAGAAUUAUUGCUCUUAACUUCACAGACCCUGAUUUUUUGCCUCCGAAAAACAUAAUGCUUGUGUGUUGGAACAAAACAGUUUAAACACUUUUCCAGCACAACGUUGAUGAAUGAAUAUGGGUCUAAAAUGAUUCCAUCACAGCAAAGCCUAGUGUACUGCACUAAUUGAGCUCUUGGUAGUAACUAAAUGUUAAGUAUUACACUGAUAAAAGAUUUGUUGCACAGCAUGGCAUGUCCUUUUGUGCAGAUUUGCAUGAAAACUAAUAUGGCAAUGCAAACAAGGAAAGAGCAGCCAUAGAUUUCCCUCUAAAAUCAACUCCUGUUGUUAGUUUGGCCUUGCAAUAUUGUUUUGACUUAUAUUCUACUGCUAUUGUUUUAUUGUGGCUCAGUGACUUUACUUAAGUCUGACAGGUGGAUUAAUGACAGUCACAGUACGUUAGCUUCUUUAUUAAUUUCAUAAAUAGAAAAAGAUUGUCUAUGCUCAUUCACUUCAAGUAUGCCGGACUUUGACUAGAUUUUUGAUUAGAACUUAGACUGAUAAACUGAAGGGAUUGCAUAUUUGUCUCUUUCUACUCAGAACAAGAUCAACUACAGUGGAAAGAUGUGUCAAUGACCACCACUUACAUAAUCUGAUAUAUAAAUAACAGACCAGAAAACUUUGUUUCUGCCAAUCUGAAGCAAUAGAGAGAAAAUUCAACAAUUCCACACUCAUUAAAUAAACAAUUUAUGUAGACACUUGUGUAAUCAGGUUUGACAUCAGAUCCUCCCAGCAGCAAGAAUACUUAAUAUGGUUCUGAAACAUCCAUCCAUCCAUCAUCUUACACCCUAAUGGGGUCGGGAGGUGCUGGUGCCUCUCCAGCGAACGUUUCG
Poecilia reticulata (guppy) is the source of this 5353-nucleotide messenger RNA. RefSeq names its product melatonin receptor type 1A like (gene mtnr1al). The record is from RefSeq and is a predicted model, not a curated record. Gene Ontology annotation, biological process: G protein-coupled receptor signaling pathway. NCBI's taxonomy places the organism in Eukaryota, Metazoa, Chordata, Actinopteri, Cyprinodontiformes, Poeciliidae. Gene Ontology annotation, molecular function: melatonin receptor activity. Gene Ontology annotation, cellular component: plasma membrane.